This is a messenger RNA of Hylaeus volcanicus, 3271 nucleotides long. Its product is annotated as SCY1-like protein 2. Lineage: Eukaryota; Metazoa; Arthropoda; Insecta; Hymenoptera; Colletidae. The record is from RefSeq and is a predicted model, not a curated record. Gene Ontology annotation, molecular function: protein kinase activity; ATP binding. The transcript is spliced from 3 exons. The coding region runs from base 498 to 2996 and encodes 832 amino acids. Gene Ontology annotation, biological process: protein phosphorylation.
CCGGUUCCUAUUAUCGUUAUUAGUUUGUUUCUAGAUAACAGAUAGCACUGCUGUACAUCUUCAAUUUUUACCAUGGUAACUUGCAUCUCCAUUGUCUAUCUGUCUGUGAUCUUCUGUGAUUGAAUGUUGUGUGUGCAAGUUUUCAUAUUUCGUUCAAUUUGGAAGGAUUAAUGUAAUGACGUUUAUUCGUAAACAUUGGAAUCAUUGCAUUAUUUUAUAAAAUGUGCACAAAAUUGUUUGUUUGUAUAUUGAUACUUAACACAUAUCAAUAUAUAACAUAUGUCUAAAUGUCAAGGAAAAAUCGAAAAUUAAUAAAUCCUUAACCACAAUAAAAAUCCAUGUAAUUAAGUUCUGUUGUAGUGCCAAAAUUAAAAAAAGAAAACUAGCGACAUACUGAAUGUGCUAUUUUUAAAGAAAACCAUACAAUAAGUAAAUACAUUGACAGUAUCAAUGGUAUUAAUAACUGAAUGAACAACUAAAGUAAACUAUAAAUCAUAAUGGAUGUGUUGACAAAAUUGCGAAAUACUGUUAGCAAUACAAUUUCCAACACUGUCCAAAACACAGCGUAUGGUUUAUCUCAGUUAUCAAAUGUCCUUCCGGGUAAUCCAGUUACGAGAGAAUUUGAAAUAAAUGCACAUAUAGCGAGUGCAGGGCCGGCAUUACUCUGGAAAAUUUACAGUGGUUACAAAAAGUCUACAAAACAAGAAGCAGCAAUAUUUGUAUUUGAGAAACGCGUUCUUGACAAGUAUUCGAAAAAUGAUAGAGAGGUCAUCCUGGAAACUCUCAAAAGAGGUGUCGCGCAAAUAACAAAAUUGCGACACCCUCAAAUUUUAACUGUACAGCAUUCUUUGGAGGAAUCAAGAGACAGUUUAGCAUUUGCAACUGAACCUGUAUUAGCUAGUCUAGCUAACAUUUUAGGGAAUCAUGAUAAUUUACCACAACCAAUACCAGUGGUACUAAAGGACUAUAAACUACAUGAGAUUGAAAUUAAGUAUGGACUUUUACAGUUAGGAGAAGGCUUAGCAUUUUUACAUGGAGAUGUUAAAUUGGUCCAUAGAAACUUGUGUCCCGAAUCCGUUGUUAUUAAUAGUCACGGAGCAUGGAAAAUUUUUGGAUUUGAUUUUUGUGCUUUAAAUCAAAGUAUGGAAGGUACGCAACCCUUGUGGUCAUAUGUGGAAUAUGAUAUGUCAUCUUCGUUUGUGGUACAUCCAAAUUUGAAUUACCAAGCUCCAGAAUGCAUCCUCGCAAGUAGCGUUAGCAGAGCCAGUGAUAUUUUUUCUUUGGGAAUACUAGCAUACAUUCUACAUUCUCCAAUGAAUGUUCCUCUUCACGAAUGUAACAACGAUUUCAUGAAGUGUAAAAAGUUUUUAGAAAACUUCACGGGUUCGAUUAUAGUUUCUAAACUUCUUCCCAUUCCAGAAACUCUUAGAAAUACAGUUAAAUUGAUGUUAAAUCAUAAUCCUGAAUUAAGACCUGAUGCACAUCAAUUUGUGAAGAUCGAAUAUUUCACAGAUAUAGGAGUGAAAACUUUGAAUUAUUUAGACAAGAUUUUCCAGUGGGAUAAUCUACAGAAGUCACAAUUUUAUAAAGGACUACCACAGCUUCUGAAGCAAUUACCACACAGAGUUACGCUUCAUAGAGUCCUUCCAUCUUUAUAUAAGGAAUUGGUUAACCCUCCGAUGAUUCCUUUUGUCUUACCAAGCAUAUUAUAUGUAAUGGAAACAAGUUCUGUAGAAGAAUUUAGAGAAUACAUAUUACCAAAUAUUAAGCCAGUUUUAACUUUAGAUGAUCCACCGCAAAUUAAUCUCGUAUUAAUGCAACAUGUUGAUCUACUACUAAAAUUAUGUACUACAGAAGUAAUAAAAACAGAUGUAGUUCCAAUGUUGCUACGUGCCUUAGAAUCUGAAUGGGAACAACUGCAAGAGUUGUGUUUAUCGGCUUUACCUAAUAUUAUAACAAUGAUUGAAGGGCCAGUGAUCAAAAAUGCAAUUUUGCCUAGAAUGAAAAAGAUUUGUUUACAUGGGAAAGGAAGUAAUGGUAAAAGUCUUGGAGUCAGAGUCAAUUGUUUAUUGUGUCUUGCAAAAUUGUUACCUAAUUUUGACCGAUGGAUGGUUCUUGAUCAAGUAUUACCUUUUCUACAAGAAAUUCCACACUCUGGCGAACCUGCAAUUCUUAUAGCUAUUAUAGGUAUUUAUCGAAUAUUACUAAGUCACAGUAAAUUAGGAGCAAGUAAAGAAAUAUUGGCAACAAAGAUUUUACCAUUUUUAUUGCCAUUGUGCGUUGAACAAAAUUUCAGUCUAUCACAGUAUGAAAUUCUUUCAAAUCUUGUCAUUGAAAUGAUAAAUUGUGUAACAACAGAGCACAAAAAAGCUUUGAAGCAAUUAGACGCAAUGCGUCGUGAGACUCAACAGCUUGAUCAAGAACUCUCGCAAACAUCCAGUAUUUAUAAACAAAUGAAUUUAAGUACCGAUACUAAUGUAAUUCCUACAAUUCCUCCUCCGAAUACAAAUACAAAUUUGAAGACUGUACAGAUUGAAAAUGGAUUAACAAUGGAAGAUAAAUUUCGAUUAAUUCAACAGCAAGAAGUCCAUCAAAGAUUGCAAUCUCAACAACCAUUAAUGCCAACAUCUAUACAACAACGUACAAAACCUCCAGUAAAAGAUUUAACUGAUACUUUAUUACAAUCAAAUUUAGAUCAAUUAAAUCUUUCAAUCUCAAGUUCAAAACCUAAUUAUUCUUGGAUGUCUUCAAACUCGAAUCCACAGCAAUAUUCCAAUACACAAGGAAUGAAUGUAAAUUCAACUAAGAACACAAAUACUUGGAUUUCUAAUCAAUCAACGUCGAAUCCAACUACAUCUCAAAAUAAUAUCAAUUACCCUAUAAAUCAGGGAAAUUUUGUAGCUAAUCAAUUAGAUUUUAAUUCAUAUUUGAAUUCUAAUACAAGUCAAAAAGUUGAAAACUCACCUUCGCAAGAUAUAGUGGAUUUACUUAGUUAAUGAUUUUAACAAUGCAAGUUCAUUUGAUAUCUUUAUUGUCUAUUGAUAAUCAAUUUUUAUUACAGUAGAAUGAAAUUGUCUGUUUGGUGAUUUCUGAAUAUAUAUUUGUUACAGGCUUAUCGAAAUCUAAGUUAAUAUGAAAAAUCAUAAGCCUACCAACAAUAUAUUAUUAAUCCAUAUCGUUAUCUUAUUUCUAAAAUUAUGCAAGCGAAAAUUUUAUAAAUUGCCGCGUUAUAUUGAGUGUAUAUCGUAACACGUACAUUCACUUCAGCAAU